AUGGUCGAUGCUCACCUCGUUGACGCCAAAGCAACAUUUUCUUCUUUUUCUCAUCUCCUUGAUGCUCGACUCUUGCGAGCUCUCGCAGACAUGGGCUUUGCCCGACCGACUCUCGUACAAUCAAAAGCGAUUCCUUUGGCUCUAGAAGGCCGAGAUAUCCUCGCGCGAGCAAGAACGGGGAGUGGAAAAACUGCUGCAUACUGUAUACCUGUCGUCCAGAAAAUUCUUAGCACGAAAAGUGCUCUUGAUUUGGAGAAUCUCUCGAGGCAAGCUACGCGUUGUGUUAUCCUCGUGCCGACUAGGGAACUGUCAGAACAAGUCUCAAGCUAUUUGAAGGGGCUUUGCAAGUAUUGCGAAGAUAUUGUUGUAGCUAAUGCUGCCGGGUCAACCUCAGCUCAUCUACAGAGGACUCUGCUAUCUGACAAACCAGAUAUCGUGAUAGCAACGCCAGCUCGCGGUCUCGCUCUAUUCCAAUCUAAAAGUUUAGUUGCUUCCCAUCUUGACUCCCUCGUCGUCGACGAAGCCGAUCUCGUCCUGUCCUAUGGCCACGAUGACGAUAUACGCCAGAUUUUCAGCGGUGCAUACCUGCCGAAGGUGUAUCAAUCGUUCCUCAUGAGUGCGACUAUGACAGAAGAUGUGGAGUUGUUGAAAGGGCUUACACUGCGGAAUCCCGCCAUACUCAAAUUGGAAGAUGGAGAAGAUGAGGCUGCUCAUCUGAGCCAGUACGCUGUCAAAUGUUCUGAAGUUGACAAGUUCCUCCUCACCUAUGUAAUUCUCAAGCUCAAACUCGUCCGCGGAAAAAGCAUUCUUUUUGUCAACGAUGUUGAUAGGAGUUAUCGGCUUAAGCUGUUUCUCGAGCAAUUCUCUAUUAAGAGUUGUGUAUUGAAUUCGGAGUUACCUUUGAAUUCAAGAUAUCAUACCGUGCAAGAAUUCAAUAAAGGGGUGUAUGAUUAUAUUAUCGCCACGGAUGAGAGCGAUACGCAGGAGAAGGAUGAAGCUGAGGAUGAAGAAGAAGGCAGUUCGGAAGACGGAACCGACGAUGAGGAUGAGGAUGAGAUAGAGGAAUUCACAAGUACACAACGGGACAACCCAUCCUCAUCCUCAUCUUCAACUACGCAACCUGCAAUCUCAGGAUCCAACCAAUCCUCCCGAAAACGAAAACGUCUCGAAUCUGCAAACUCGAAAUCUCAAUCGCAGAAACGUACUAAAUCCCAAUCCGAUCCGUCUGGAAAAACAAAAUCCAAGAAAUCAAAACAUGAUAAAGAAUACGGCGUCACACGUGGCAUCGACUUUAUUGACGUCGCCUGUGUGCUGAAUUUCGACCUUCCCUCCUCCUCGCGUUCGUAUACUCACCGUGUAGGACGCACAGCGCGUGCCGGGCGGACGGGUAUGGCUUUAUCCUUUGUUGUGCCCCGAGAUCAGUGGGGUAGGAAUAAAGUUGUCGGAAGCCUGUCUAGUGCUCAGCAUGAUGAGAAGGUUUUUAGCAGGAUCGAAAAAGAGCAGGGAGCGAGGGGGAGUAAAGUGAUGGAGUAUAAAUUUGAUAUGAAGCAGGUGGAGGCGUUCAGGUAUAGGAUGGAGGAUGCCCUCAGGAGUGUAACCAGGAGUGCGGUCAGAGAGGCAAGGAUCAAGGAGUUGAAGGAGGAGGUUUUGAAUUCGGAUAGAUUGAAGGCCCAUUUUGAAGACAACCCACUAGAUUUGGAGUACCUACGACAUGAUAAACCUCUACAUCCCACGAGGAUUCAGCCACAUAUGAAGCAUGUACCCAAAUACCUACUUCCUAAGACAGCGCCUGCUCCUGUUCCUGGAGGAGCUGGAGUAGAAGCAACAGGAGUGGUCGAAGCUGAAGGAGACAAGUCAGUCGGCUUUGUGCCGUUCAAGAAGACUAACUCUCAUGCUAACCGGGGGAGGGGAAGAGGUGCAGGGGGUAGAAAUGGAAGAGUCAGUGGUAGGGGCGGGAUGGGUGGCAGGGGUUCAGGAAGAGGCGGGAAGAAGAAAUCGGAUCCAUUGAAAAAAUUCGGAAGGUGA
Lentinula edodes (shiitake mushroom) is the source of this 2025-nucleotide messenger RNA. Its product is annotated as DEAD-domain-containing protein. The record is from RefSeq and is a predicted model, not a curated record. Gene Ontology annotation, cellular component: nucleolus. Gene Ontology annotation, molecular function: ATP binding; nucleic acid binding. NCBI's taxonomy places the organism in Eukaryota, Fungi, Basidiomycota, Agaricomycetes, Agaricales, Omphalotaceae. The coding region runs from base 1 to 2025 and encodes 674 amino acids. The transcript has 9 exons.